UAUUUCCAAUUCAUUACAUGUCUUGGUCAUGCACAUUUGUUAAUAUUCUUACUUUGUUUCAACUCAGAUGAAAUGAUGAAUUGUUUUACUUGAUCUAUGAAAUUUAUUUCAGAACCAUAUUGCAAUUGGAAGGAGUGUCGGCACGCUAGAAAACAUUCUUGGAACUACAUUACAUAAACAAGAAAUGGAAGCUGCCUACUUGAAUUUUGAAGCACUUUGUGACCACGAGUAUGAAUUUAAUUGCAUACUCUGCGGAUACUUUCCAAAAGUUGUCAUAUGGGACACUUUUCGAAAGGCGUCAUUUAGAUAUGCAGUUUCUGAUCUAAAAAUUCCUACCGAAGAUAUUAGUGAAGUUGUAGAUGCAAGAGCAUUUUGGAAUGACAUUGAAAACAGAAUCGUGGCAGAAGGGCAGAGUAAAGCUAACAGACUAGUGGAUUUAUCCCCUGCCUUCGAAAACUGGGCACCAUGGAUAGGAGAAAAAUCACGAAGAGGAAACUUACUUUAUAACACCGAGUUCAAAAAAUGCUCCAAAUCAAAUGAUGAUGAGAUUUCGGAACCAAUGCCAGAGGAGCUACUGAAUCAUUUAAUGAGUGAUGAAAAAAUCACAAAUAUACGGAAAAUAUGCAGAGAAAUUGGAAUUUCAUCCAAUGGUUCAAAAAUGGACAUGAUUCUGCGGAUAAGAGAGAAAUCCAUAUCACGUGGUGCAUUUGACAAGGCAUACGAGAAAGUUUUUGGAAGUACAGGUACGGCAAGUGGCUGGGCUGUUGGAUGUUGUGGACAUGGGGUAGUGUAUGCAAUAAAAUGUCUUUUAAGAUCCGAAAGUCCUAGAGAUUAUGUAGACCUCGAACAAUCAUUAAAACAUAUACCAAAUAUAACCAUUUGUGACAUCGCCCACCUAGUAGCAAAACAUGGAAAUAAAAGAUAUAAAGACAUGUUUAAACCAAAUGAGGGAAGACUUGCUCCAGCGACAGAGGAAAUCAUUGAUCUGGCAGAAAGUGGAAGGUUACAUUUAGCAACUACUUUUCUAGCAAACCAGCCCCAUGACACAGUUGCUCAAAUGGACCAUGAAUUCAAUCCAACAACUAAUUCCGACGUCCAUUUUGCCCUUUUUGAUUGGUUUCAUGAGGGAAAUUGUAAGCAAAGAGAAGAAAUCUUGAGGAAAUCAUCACUACUGAAAGAGGUUGCUGGAGUUAUUGACACACAAGCUGUUGAACAGUUGUUCAAUGCAUCCAAGAGAGACGUAUAUUUCCUUAAUAAUAUGUCAGCUCUGCGUCAUUUAUUUCUUUUUCGGCUUAUUUAUCAUCUGCGUAACAACAAACUGAACAAAGAACUGAAGCGAAAAUUAGACGAAGAGUUCCAUGGAAAUCUUAUUUUUAACAAUUUGGGACAAGUACGACAGAUAUAUUUGAACAGUGAUACAAAGAAAAAAGGAAUAAAUAUAACAGCAGAUCCACAAGAGAGCACACAUGACGCUACACUUUUACAAAACGUAAUCAACUCUUCACCUAUUCCAAAAGUAUACGUUGCGCAGAAAAUUUCCCCUAUUACCUCGAAACCAAUCACUGCAAAAGCAAGUACGAAAUCAUUAUCAGAAAUGCAGCCUCGUGAAAAUCACUUACAGGAAAUGAUGACACUACAAGAAGACGUUAGGAUAGAAAUUCCACAAAUGAAACUAAUAUAUGAUCUUGCAUCCGCAAUCAUCUCUUCUGAGUCCUCCAUGUCAUCCGAGGAAUCUGAUGCUUUUUUGUAUAACCUUCGUUAUGCAAAUUCCGUUCUUUAUCGACAGGCAAAUAAUCAAAGACAGAUGGAAAUAAAAACCCAUAUGUCUCCGUUUGGUAUGAUUCAGUCCCAGGGUACAUCGAACUACUGUGGACUAUGUGCAAUUAACAACAUUAUGGGCCCUGAUGAAAAUGGAAGUUUUCCGGUUUCAGUUCAUGAGAUGGACAAUACUGCUGAUUUGAUGUGGAUAAAUAUGAUCGACAAUCCAGCAUUAGGUAUUUUAGAGCGAGCGGAACCUUUACGUGACCGAGAAGGUUUCUACAGUCACGAGGUUAUCUCUGCAACACUAGAAGCAAGAGGAAUAUCUCUGGCAAGAAUAAGUGCAGACGCUUUGGUAGAUUUACCACCUACAGAAGUACAUUUAUUAUUGCUACAUCAAGCAAAAGCUGAAGCAUGCGAUUUACUGGUACGUUUGAAAAAUUCGGCACACUGGUUGGCAAUUCGUGUGAUGAGAGACAGGAUCCUUAUCAUGGACUCUAGAAAAACACAGCCAUAUCCGUUAUCUAUUGAAGAUGCAGCACAUUUCAUAAAAGGCCAUUCUCGUCAUCCUGGUGCUGUAGACAUUGUCGUGAAAUCAAAAACUAUAGCAACAGAUCAAAACCUGUCUGAAUUGAAAUACGAACACAUUGAAAGAAUUUCAGCCUGUCCUAGAGAUGAUAAAAUUGAAGAGUUUGAACACGAAAUGUACACAGAUGAACCAAUCAGAAGCCAGCAUGACGACCACAUAUUACCGAAAGCGGAGUCGUAUAGUUAUGAGCUACGACCACGUAUGUACAAGGCAUCAAGUGUUAAAUCAAAGAAGAAAUGUUGCAGUAUUAAUAUUGAUAAAACAUUAGAGCCAAAUAAAGAAAGCUUAGAUAACGACGACACAAGUAGCAUUGAUACAUUUAUAGUUGAAGAUUGCGAUCGUAAGAAAAAAGAACGCAGCGAAAACAGUGAAAACAGUGGAGAUGACGAUGAAAAUGAUGAGGGUAAUCUUUGA
Messenger RNA from Mytilus californianus (California mussel), 2761 nucleotides. RefSeq lists its product as uncharacterized. The coding region runs from base 185 to 2761 and encodes 858 amino acids. Gene Ontology annotation, biological process: protein deubiquitination. Lineage: Eukaryota; Metazoa; Mollusca; Bivalvia; Mytilida; Mytilidae. The transcript has 8 exons. The record is from RefSeq and is a predicted model, not a curated record. Gene Ontology annotation, molecular function: cysteine-type deubiquitinase activity.